Molecule: messenger RNA, 2079 nt
Organism: Spodoptera littoralis (African cotton leafworm)
Lineage: Eukaryota; Metazoa; Arthropoda; Insecta; Lepidoptera; Noctuidae
Source: the annotation of a GenBank genome assembly
AUGGGGGGCGCACGAGGGGCGCGUGCGGCGGCGGGCGCGGGCGCAGGUUGUUGGGGCGACCGACGCGCGCGCAACAUGUUCACAAGCAUCAAGGGCUUCUGGAAGGUGUGUCGCUAUGGCGACCUUUACAUGGUAUUGGCGGCACUGGCGGCGCAGUCUAUCAACAUUUCAGUGGGCUUCUGUCAAGGGUUCUCAGCGGUUCUGCUACCCCAGUACACACACGAACACUCCGCAAUAACGUAUGAGCAAAGUUCAUGGAUCGCCAGUUUGGGUGUGAUAUCGAACCCCAUCGGAGCCCUUCUGGGCGGCAUGAUGGUGGAUGCCGUGGGGAGGAGAUUGCUGUUGCAGUCCAUCGUGCUGCCCAACCUGGUCGGGUGGCUCGUCAUCGCGUUCUCAGAGACCUACAUCUUCCUAUGCAUAGGGAGGUUCAUCACCGGGUUUACUAUCGGCAUGUCAACGGUCUCCUACAUAUACGUGGCAGAGAUCACCACACCAGAGAAACGUGGAGUGCUCAGUGCCCUAGGGCCGGGGCUUGUGUCCACUGGCAUCUUCAUCGUCUAUUCGUUGGGAGCCUUCGUACAUUGGAGGAAAGUCGCAGCCAUCUGCGCCGGCGUGUCCCUCCUAACACCCUUCUUAAUGUACUUCGUUCCCGAGUCACCUCUGUGGCUCGCGUCAAAAGGACAAAUGAAGGAAGCCUAUAACGCAAUGUUCUGGCUCCGACAGAAUAACAGUACAGCACAACAAGAGCUAAUGGAGUUCACAAAAGACAGAAAAGUAGGAGAAAACAUGACCUUCACACAAAAACUCCAUCUAUUCACGAGAAGAAGCGUCGUCAAGCCGUUCCUUCUACUCAUCAUUUUCUUCAUUUUCCAAGAAAUGUCUGGCAUUUACGUAAUUUUGUACUAUGCGGUGGACUUCUUUAAGUCUGUGGGAACCAGUGUCAACGAGUUCACAGCGUCUAUCAUAGUGGGCGGAGUACGAGUCUUUAUGGGAGCUGUUGGAGCAUGUUUAAUUAAUAGCUUUAGAAGAAAAACUCUAGCAGCCACUUCAGGGCUGCUACUAGGUGUAGCUAUGCUCGGUGCAGCAGUGUGCGAUAGUGUAAACGGGCCACCAUUGGUGAAACUAGCUUGUGUACUACUUCACGUGUCGUUCAGUAUGGUGGGAUUCCUACAGCUGCCCUGGAUCAUGUCUGGAGAACUGUAUCCCCACGACAUACGGGGAGUAAUGUCUGGCGCUACAUCUUGCUGUGCAUACGUCCUCAUAUUCUUUAACAUUAAGACUUACCCCCAAUUAGAAAAACUAGUAACUAGUAACGGUACAUUGUACCUCUUCGGAGGCUGUGCGCUCCUGGGAGCUGCGUACUGUUACUUUUUCCUUCCAGAGACGAAAGGAAAAACUUUGACUGAAAUAAUGAGGCAAUUUGAUGAUGAGAAGAAAGAAAUUGACCCUGAAGUAGGAUUCACGAAAGAGAAGCCAUGUGCAAUGGAGGGAAAACCAGUACAAAGGCGACACAGUGCAGGAGCUACAAUCUCUUUAGAGAAGAAGUGGACGCAGGAUGAAUGCAAGAAGACUUCAGAUCACUGCGAGUAACUCUCGUAGUUCUAUGAUAGCCUAGUACUUUUAGUUGUAAUGAUUAAUUUACCAAUGAAUUUGUAAAGUUAACUAUUUGUAAUAUUAUUGUAUUGUUUGUGAAGUUGUGAUCAGUAUUAAUUAGGAUGUUUUUAAACUUUUGAUAAUGUUACAUUCCACUAGUGAUAAAUAAUUUUAAUACAAGGUGACGACAUAGGUAUACUUACACGGUAAAGUUUUACCUAGUUUUUAAGUACAAAUAAAUAUUGGUGUAACAAAAUCGAGGCAAUGAAGUGAUUAAUAAAGUAAUUAGUAUUUUUAUAUCGCGCAGUUAGGUAGAUGAUAUUUUUAUAUUGUUAUAUUGAUAAUAACUAUUUAUUAUCCCUCGUAGAAGAUCUAAGCCAAUAGAAUCAGUGAGCUGUGUACAGGGUGAAUGAAUUUAUUUUAUAAAGUAAAUGGGUGGACUUACAUAAUAUAAUUGAAGAAGCUGUGAUGAAGUGUGAAUAAAGG